AUGACGUUCUCCGAGAGGAGACAGAAAAUUGGCCCUCACCCAUUUUUUGCUUUGAUAGUUUUGCUGAAAGAGCUAUUGAGCCCAAGUGCAAGUGAUCGACAAACUCCAAAUCCGAAACAUUUUGUCGGAACACAAUGUAGAGGUAGCCCAAAAGUGAAGCCCAUAAGCACCCCCAUCAGCAUGUCGUUUUGUCGGAUCACGGGCAAGGCUCGUAAUCUGCCCAAGCCGAAUUUCUUCCCCAUCAUUCCACCGGUUUGUCCGGGCGAUGCCAGAGUAAUGUGUCGAAUUACUACCAAACGCAUGGAUUAUCAUAAUUAUGUGCCAUUGAUCGAGGCCGGGAAGCGUCCCGAGUCCGUGAAGAAUCAAUUGUCACAAAACAAGGAGAAUCUAAACGUUAAUCUGUCAUCGAAAAGUUCCGAUGGAAUCUCCAAGUCGGACGGAAAUUCUUCCAAGAAUACACUGGGGGUGCAUGAGGAUCGACCGGAUUUCAAAUACGUGGAACCAGUUUUGAAAUCGGAUGCCGUCGACAAGUGUGACCUCAAGGCCUUUGAGGACCUUCAACGUAUUUUGAAACGAUACAAGAAGGGCUUGAACUCCGAAGAUGCGCACAAAAAGUUUGUAUAUCUCAUGCCUUCAAUGCUCUGCGGUUUGGUGGUCCCAGCUGCCGUGGAAGAGGCCAUUCGUCAUGGGGACCUCGAGUCUGUGAGCGUCGCCAAAGGUUGCGACAAAGCCAUUUUUAAGAUGAAGGGCAAGCCCACAUUGUUUGUAUCAUUGCGAGAGAUAGAUAUGGAGAAUCGCCCGGGUCAAGGUAGUUCCAACAAUGGACUCGAUUAUGAGGGGAAAGUUUUCUUUGACGGUCGAGGCCAGAGCAAGGACACCCUCAGCAAACAAAGGCAAGCCAUCGAAAGCAAGAAGAGAAAAACUUUGGCCAAUAAGAAAAUCUUCGAGGAUUUGGAAAGACAAGCCGACGAGCAAAUGCAGCGAGACCUCGAGAUUUCAGCCGCCAGAGAUGGCGGGGGCAAGGCCGAAACCCAGAGGAAACGCAUUCGCGAGGCUAAAAAGUAUCGCAAGGCUCUCCAAGAGUUUAAAGACAAGAACCUGCCCCAGGGCAAUAUGACACACUAUGAAGAUUGGGAGACAGCAUUGAAGACCAAUAUCCAUCAACUCAAUUGGAAGAAAAUGGAUUCGAUUCCUGAGCCAAUUCUAUCCACCAUGCAGAUCCCCAAAGCGGCGACCAAAUUCCAAAGUUUCAAUGAGGCCAGCCUUAGACAGAAAAAGCGGGAAAGAAAUGUUUUCAUCCCUGAUCAACCUGGACUCGAGUUGGUUCCCAUGACCGAGCAAUUGGAACCCAUGGAUCCCAAAGUUUCGCCCGAGCUUUUCAAUUUCAUCGCAGCCUCCAAGAAGCAAGACUGCCCAGUCAAUUCGAGCGUGAAGUCGAUGUUUGCCAAUUCCGAGGAAACUUUGAAGAUGCUCCCCACUUUGGCGGAAUUUGCACUGAUAGGAAAUCUAUUGAGACAAGGCAAACAAUCACAUCGAAAAUGUUGUUUGUACGACCACGGAGAUGGUGCCAAAUACGCGCCAGACCCGUCUCAUGCGCCCUCUGGUUCCAAUGUGAUUGUGGGGGCAAUUGUCGAGAUCGAGCCGGACCAAUUUAAAUUCAUUCCUGGUGAGGAAGUCAAGCAAGAAAAUGGCCAAAUGAGCCUAGUCCCAGGGCAAAAAAUGGCUGCCGCAGGGGGCGAGUUCAUCCCUGGAUUAUGCAUUCGAGGGGACGAGCCGGGCCAAUUUAAGUUUAUUCCAGGGACAUUUUCUAAUAAUAAGAAGGACAGAUUCCAAUUUGUCGCCGGUCAGUUCAUUUCACGAUCCGAUGGAACAGGGGACUUUGUCCAAGGUCAAAUUGUCCACACACCAAAAGGAGCAAAGUUUGUUGAAGGACAGACCAUCAAUACUGUGGAUGGCUUGAAAUUUGUUGCAUGUUCGAUGGUUGAAACCGAGACUGGGCCUCAGCUUGUCCCGGGAACGGUUAUUGAUGUUGGCCCUGAGCAAUGUCAAUUCGUGCCUGGGCAAAUGGUGGGUGGAACCACUCUGGAUGAUUGCAUUUUUAUCCCGGGUCAAUCGGCAGAAAUCGAUGGCCAGCGGUCAUUUUUGCCUGGACAAGUGAUCAACGGAGAAUUCGUCCCCGGUCAAAUGAUGAGGUUGGAUGGUAAUCAAGCUGUUUUUGUACCCGGACAAACAGUGAUCUCUGAAGAGGGACGAAACGAAUUCGUUUGCGGUAUUUUCGAAGAGGGUGGCAAAUUCACACCUGGAAUGACUUUGGACAGUUUGGAUGGGCCGGUGUUUGUUAUGGGACGACUUUGCUCCCAAGAGGGAAAGACGAUGUUCGUUCCAGGGAAGAUUACAAAUAGUGGAGACCCCAUCGCUUCAGCAAAAGGCCAAGCUCGUUUUGAGAAAGCCAAAGAUGUGUCCGAUAUCGUUAUGAAGUCGUCUUCUCCCACAGAGUCCAGCAGCCUUGUUGUGGAUGGCAAUUCGCUCUCUUUAGCAUUCAAAAAGAUGAGACCUCAAAAAGGUGCCAUGGUGCAAACGAAGAGGGGUCCACAAUUCAUUCCCGAGGACGGUGAACUACCCGAAGAUCGAUUGCCGGGCAAGAAUUCCAUCACCACCGGACGCCUGGAGUGCGGGGAAGAAGGUCAGGUGUUCAUUCCGGGUAAGUCCAUGCAACUCAACGGGAUCAAGACCUUCAUCCCCGGCAAGAUGGUGCCAAAUGAAGAUGGCACGGAAACAUUUGUGCCGGGGAAGGUCAUCCAAACCAAGAACGGGCCUAAAUUCGUGAGUGGGCAAGUCAUCCAGACCGAAGAUGGCGAGAAAUUCUUACCUGGCAUUGUCAUGGAUUCACCGAAUGGAAAAAUAUUCGUCCCAGCCAUGGAGAUACAAACCAAAUCAGGCCAUCUACUCAUACCAGGCCAAGUCAUCGUCACCGAUAAUGGGCUCAAAUUUGUUCCAGGCGACAUCGUCUCUACGGAAAAGGGUGCCCUGUUCGUUCCUGGACUUGUGAUUGACAGUCCAGAUGGCGCCAAGUUUAUUCAUGGCGAAGUAAUUGAGACUCCGGACGGUCCAAGAGUUCUCCCACCAGACGUUCGAGGCGAUGGGAACAUGGACUAUUGCGUUCAAGGCUUCGACAUUAAUAUGGAGGAAGUGCGGCUCCUGUUGGGCAAAUCUAAUAGCUCGGGCGAUGUGACUGACCUACUAGGAGGGGUUGGAGGAGCUGUCGUCAGUCCUGAAGCUCUCAAAGCUCUGGCAGAAGGCUUUGAGUGCGUGAAGAGUAAUGUGAUUCCCACAAUGGGAGCUCAAGGGGAUGUUGAUAAACUUCUUAAUGAUGAGCUCUUAGAUGCAUACGACAGUCCUGCCGUUAGAAAAAUAAUUAAUGGAGUGUUUACUGCUGUGUUCACCGAACUAUGUGCCAAAGUGGAAGAAGUGGAGCAAGCAACAUUGACCUAUACGAAUGGGCCAUUAAAGGCCAAUAUGAAAAGCACUCUCAUGUCCCAAAUGAAAUUGAACCCCGCUUUAGACAAGCUAAAAUCCAUAUUUGAGAAGAAGAACGUCAGUGAGAGCGAAGAGAACGAGAUUCUGAAUCUGAUCGCUGGGAUCAUCACUUGUUCCAUUCCUGGAGCGCUCAAGGAAUGCUGUUCAGACAAGAGCAAAGAUGAUUUAGAGGAAGAGGAGUUUAAAGAAGCGCUUCUAGAUUGCAUUGAAGAAUCGAUCCAAAGUAUCCUGGGCGAAGAUGGCGUGAUCUCUAACGGGAUUUUUGAAGACAUCCAAGAGUUAGUCAAACUAGCUAAGGAUCUCGAAUUUGAUGAGAAUCAAUCCUUCUUCUCCAAAGUGGCUGCAGUCACCGAGGGUCGAUGUAAUAGUAAAUUUGUAAACAAGCUCAUGACCCAAUUGGAAGGGCCAGGAGGAGUGUCUAACAUUGACACCAAGGAAAUUGCCAAUAAGCUAGUCAACGUCCUUGGCUCGAAAGUCGAGCUACAAGACGCCUUCAAGGAGAUGUCCGAGAAGAAUCCUGAUUUCAUCAAGGAAGUCUUGGAACAACUCAGCCACGAGGGUCGACACUCCACCAAUGAGAAUACCGUUGAGCUUCUACAAAAUGCGAUCGUCAAAGCCGUGGAAGACAACUGCCAAAAACAAUUAGAUGUACUCAUCGAUCAACUCCAGGAAGCUGGCGAGACUGGAGCCCUCACGGAUGAGGAUGUGAGGUCAAUGUUGAAGCAAGCCAUUGGUUUGGCCAAAUAUAUGAAGCGACCGCAAGUUGUUGAUCAAUUGACCGAGCUACUUCAUGACCCAGUCAUGAUCAAUGCCAUCAAAGAUGAUGGAAUGACCCGAGACAUCUUGAGAAAAUUACUCGUCUUGCGGAAAUUGGCUGGAAGGGACAAGAAGAAACGGCACAAGUUGCAACAACUGGAAAACUACAACUCCGAUUCGGCCAGAGAGGACGACAGCUUGAAAGAGUUUGUGAACCAAUCCAAAAUCCUGACCACCUCCACGGGAAUGAGUGGGAAGCUGAAGAAAUCCAAGUCGAUGAUCAAGAAGAGCAAAUCCAUGAUCAUGACGGCAAAAGACAUUCCCAUGACUGCCUUUAUGGCCAUGAAGAGCAACACCGAUGAGAAGGACGAGAAAUGGUUGCAGAAUUUCCUGUCCGAGUCUGUGAUGGAAGACAUUCCUUGGGAGUGCUCCAAAGCCUUGAUCAUUCUCAAAGAAGGCCUUCAAGCCAUCAUUCCUCGCGAAGCUUCUCGAAGCAUACUUCUUGGUGAUGCAAGUUACACUUUGAUUGACGACAAUGGGGUGGAAUUCUUCUUAUCGCCCAGCGACAAACAGCGAAGAGAAAACGGAGAUGCCAGUCCCGAGAGUGCAGAGCCCAAGCUCAAAACCAUGAGAGAUCUGCUCCAAUCCGAUCCUGACUACAAGGGCAAGUUCUCCAAACUGGGAUCCAAUUACGUCGAUAGCAAGAUCAAAGGGCCUACCAUGGACUCGAUUCCAUUCAAAGGAAGUUUAUCAAGCAGCACUAAACUGAACGGCGAGACGUCUUUCGGUUCCAAAUUGAGAAGCUCAAAAUCUCCGUCGCCUUUGGAUGACAUAAGAAAGCCUCCCAAACCAAGCGUCAACUUCAGAAUUGCAACCGAUGCGGAAAUCAUGGACUCCCUCGAGAAGUAUCGACCCAAGAACCAUCGACUGCCCAAUGUGCCCAAUUUAGAGGCAGGCCCACCCGUUGCCGAUUGUAGUAAUAUUAAUGACUUGAGGGACUACUACGCAGGUUUGGGCACCCACCAACGUGCCAUGAAGCGUUUGAGCCUCCUCAAUGGAGGCCAUUCAAGAAUUCAGGACGAGGAUGAACCGGAGCAUUUCGAGACUUUCAAACCACAAAUGCCAAGUAGACGCUUCUCUGUCGAUAGCUAUUCCAAUCCAGGUCCGAGAAGCUUUUCGGUUCGGCCCAACGAGCCUCAUUUUCAGCGCGGAUUGGACAGGAAUGAUCAUAACAAUUGGGAGGAAGAAGACACUUUCCCCGGUCGACCGGGCCCAAAUGGAGCGAAUCUGGGUAGAAACAUGGACAAUUAUCGUCCGGAGCGGGAUGAAUUCAUGGACCAAAUUGGCCCUUCGUACCCACGAAGGCCAAGCGCCAUGAGGCAACUGAGUCGCGAGUCCGACGAAACGCCGGCCAUGUCGGCCUACGACAUGUCAGGGUUGGACGAUUCCACCAAGAAGAUUUUGGACAGGGCCCGGUCCAUUCGAUCAAAACCCAUUUGGGAGGGAGAGGCCGAUAAUGGUGGACGAAGGAACAAGUAUGAUGAAUCCACUGGGCACACCAAGAAGAUGUAUAAUUGGGAUGACGAUACAUUUGAAUACGUCCCUGAAGAGAAGGCUGCACCAGCCCCUCAGGACGACACCAUGCUCAGUUCCAAGACUAGGACCAUGUUAGACAAAUUGAAAGAGUCGACAAUGGCUCUCCAAGGUCUAAACGAGCAAUCUACAGAUGAUCCGUAUGCCCGGCCAUUUGGCCAGGGUGUGGAGGCCCCUCAAUCUCGAGCAAAGAGGCCCUCGAGGUUUCUUCGCAGCAACAGUGCCAUGGACGGGCCAAGGGAACCGGCCAGGGCUCCAUCGAUUGAGCCGAUCCGUUCACGAUUUGCAGCUUCGCCGUCGCCACCCAAUCAUCGACCCUACGGAGCCGCCAUGGGUUUGGCGGAUAACAUCUUAAGUAUCCGCUCUGACAACGGUCGAAGGUCAAGUCGGGCGCCUGAUGACGAUCCUUAUAAUGGGUAUACCAGAAACACGAAAAGAGGCGAACCGAGUUAUUCCCAAUCCUCACGGGGACGAAGCUCUCAAUUCGGAAGGGAUACAGCCUCCCCGGAGAAUGACAAUUAUCCUCGGUUCACUUCUAGUCGAGAUUACAAUCAUCGGCCAAGACGCGAAUCGCCCGAGCUGCCAACCAAGAGCGGGAACAAAUUUUCGUCUUCCAGAGGCAGAAGAGGCGAAGACGACGAGGAUUUUGACUCCAUGAUUGCCAAUUUGAAGAAGAAAACCUCGGGGAGGGACAUGUUGCAACGGGUCAGCCAAAUUGAAGGACGUGACGUCACACCUCCUCGUCAGGCGGGGGGUGGGUCCAAGUAUGGUCGACAAACCUCCGGUUAUGGCGAUGAUAGCGAUAGCAAUGACGAUAACACGCGGUUUCAACAAAGGCCGGCUCCGGGUCGAGCCCGAUAUAGUAAGGGACCAUCUUAUUCAUCCCGAAACGACUUUAGCGACGAUGAAUCGGACUUUCCGACCAGACCCAAACCAACGAGCCGAUUUGCCAGGAGACCCCCACCACCACGUGACUUUGAUAAUGAGGAUGAUGACUAAAAUAGGGUCUGUUUGCUUGUCUUACCACGAUUUGUACUUAUUUAUUGUGAUAAAUGUGUUUUGGAAUAAAACCACCUUUUAGUUUAA
Molecule: messenger RNA, 6972 nt
Organism: Tigriopus californicus
Lineage: Eukaryota; Metazoa; Arthropoda; Copepoda; Harpacticoida; Harpacticidae
Exons: 7
Coding region: 1-6885 (2294 amino acids)
Source: RefSeq, a predicted model, not a curated record